Molecule: messenger RNA, 1650 nt
Organism: Aspergillus mulundensis
Lineage: Eukaryota; Fungi; Ascomycota; Eurotiomycetes; Eurotiales; Aspergillaceae
Exons: 2
Coding region: 1-1650 (549 amino acids)
Molecular function (GO): protein binding
Source: RefSeq, a predicted model, not a curated record
AUGCCAACAGCGUCCAUCGCGCCUUCCGAAAUGGUUUCCCAGGCCCAAGUUCUCGAUUGCUCUUUGCCCCCUCAAAGCGCACCGUCGUCCGUGUCACGUCAAUCGCAUCACAGUCGCCGACACCGGUCGAGUCGCUCUCAUCAUGGCGGACUUGUUCAUCAGCCUCAGAAUGACUUUCCGAUCUUCACCCACACUGGCGACGUCGAGUUAGUGGUUCGCGCCGGUCGCCAGGAGAAUCGGUACCUCUUGCACCGGCUAAUCCUCUCGCAAUGUUCCGGCUUCUUCGAGACUAGCACUCAAGAAGAGUGGUCGCGACGACAACCCGCAAACACCGAAUCGACCUUGUCCAGAAUCAGCGAGGAUGCCUCGUCUCUAUCCAAUGGCUCCACCUUGGCGCAGUCCGACGUUGGAACUCAAUCAACGCCCGAAAAGAAGCGAUGGAGAUUCGAACUGGAUUGGGAAAACAAGGCGGAGGACGAGGAACCGAUACUGGUCCAAAAACCUCCCAGCGCUUCUGGUGCCGUAGCUAGCGACUUCGGACCAUAUGCGAAGCCAAUGACCAAACCGUCCAGCAAUCAUGCCGGGUUUGCUCGGUCAAUGGCGAACUUGGCGGGCCUGCAGUCCGUUAUCCAUCUGCCACAUAGGUCGAGUGCGGUAGCCGCGGCUGCAGCAAACAACAUGGCCAAUGACACGACGAUGGAUCCCAUUCUCCGAGAUUAUGACAACCUGUUCCGAUUGUUCUAUAAUCAUCCACCACUACUUAACACCAUCAACAUCGCUACUGCAUAUGCAGAAUGCAAGGCCCUUCUAGCCCUGGCGGAUAUGUAUGAUGCCCUACCCGUCACCGGUCCCCGCGUCGACCAUCACCUUCUGGGCUUCGGUUCGCGACUCUUCAAGCAAAUUGCCAAAUAUCCGCCAAGCUAUCUCAAGCUAGGGUACCUUGCACGAAGUCGUGUCAUCUUCUCCGAGGCCCUGAUUCACGUUGUCGGGCAAUGGCCGGCUGGGCAAUCAACCCUCCGAAGGGGACCGCUUCCCCAUCUGGUGAUGGAUAUUAUCGAAGACAAGUUUGAAGAUUUGGAGGACCUCAAGGCUCGCAUCGACUCCAAGCUUCUGCGUCUCACCCUCACCACUUCCCGCGGUGAACGUGUCACUCCUCAAAACGCCUAUUUGGACUGGCUAGCUGUUUCUCUCUUCCGACAAUGGCUUGUUGACAGCACUACCCCACCUCCUCCGCCAAUUCUCAAGAACAAUACCCCUGUAAACCAUGUCCGCGCAGCAUCCACAGUGACGUCCACAACUCUAUCUGCUUCUCGACCGACGGAUAUCCCACCGGCGGCCACACCAGCAGUCGCUUCGGCUCGCGUCUACCGGCUCAUUGGCUCCCCAUCGGCGCAAGCGUAUCUCUCACAUGAGGAGCUCAAGAAGUUUCUCAAGGUUCAUCCAACGCCGUCCGCAGAGUCCCUGUACACACGUGAAGUGCUCAGACGAUUCGAACGAAAAAUGGACGAAAUCAAACGGCUGGCCCGUGAGAUUGUUAAGCCACUCAUGCGGAAUUUCCUCGAAUUGGAUCUGAAGGGAGGUGAAUUCAGCGACACCGUGCCCUAUCUGACAUGCGUCAAAGUUGAAGACGAAGAUAUUCCUUGGGAAUGA